Messenger RNA from Gossypium raimondii (Peruvian cotton), 1097 nucleotides. RefSeq lists its product as uncharacterized. The transcript has 2 exons. Bases 306 to 962 code for a protein of 218 amino acids. Lineage: Eukaryota; Viridiplantae; Streptophyta; Magnoliopsida; Malvales; Malvaceae. The record is from RefSeq and is a predicted model, not a curated record. Gene Ontology annotation, cellular component: endoplasmic reticulum membrane; endoplasmic reticulum. Gene Ontology annotation, biological process: intracellular protein transport; endoplasmic reticulum to Golgi vesicle-mediated transport.
UAGCAGCAUACCACACUCCAUUAAUAAUCCCAAUGCUUGGUCCCUUUAACUUACAUGAAUCAAUCGACUUAGCUGUGUGAAGUUUCUUGAAAAGAGCUUCUUGCUUUUUACAUUAGGGCUAAAUGUAUACAUCUUUUAGCCUUAAACCCUCCUUUUCCAAACAUAAUUCCUACUUCACUGAAGUGGGUUUUUUGAGAAACUAAAACCCAAUUACCAGAAUCAAAGAUUCCUACUAGUUUCUUGCUGAGUUCCAGAUUAAGAUAUCUUUUUUUUUUUGGUUCAUUUUGAGAGUUUGGGGAGGCAGGAUGAUUCAGUUGUUGUUUUUGGUCCUUUUUGCGGAGGGUGCAAUGGCGUUCCUUCUAUUGGUAAAGAUCGGGCCUUUGAGAGAGCUUGUGAUAAAGAGCAUAGAUCAAUUAAAGAUGGGGAAAGGUCCAGCUACUGUGAAAACUAUUGCAGGUACUAUGUCUGUGAUUCUUUUAUCCAGUCUCAUGAGCAUUGUUAAGAUCCAGAACAAGGGUGCAAAGCUUGGAACCAUGUCACCUAUGGAUCAGGUUCUUUGGAGGACACACUUGCUUGAGGCUUCACUCAUCGGUUUUACUCUAUUUCUCGGUUUCAUAAUUGAUCGCAUGCACCAUUAUAUUAAAAAACUUAUUGGGUUGAGGAGUAGGGUGGGAUCUUCUAAAGAUGAAGCUGAACGUAUCGAGAAAGAGAGAAUACAGCUUAAAGAAAAAGACGACAAAGCCUCCAAGGAGAUAAAGCUACUGAAAGAAGAAAUCUCUACUUUAUCAGAGAAUUUGAAGAAGCUGAAAUCAGAAUCUGAAGAGAAAGACAAGAAGAUCGAAAUUGCCGAAGCGCACGUUGCUUCUCUACAAAAACAAUCUGCGGAUUUGCUACUCGAAUAUGAUCGUUUAUUAGAAGAUAACCAAAAUCUUCAGAAUCAAGCUUUAGGGUACAAAAGUUGAGGCAAAUUUGAAGGGGUCAGAUAAAAAAGAAAUGUGUUUAGGGUACUGAUUAGGCCUCUGCAUUGUUGAAAUAACUGAAGUUAACUUUAUUAAGAAUGAUUUAAUUUAAUGAUCAGAAGCUAGUUAAAGAAGCAA